Molecule: messenger RNA, 603 nt
Organism: Stereum hirsutum FP-91666 SS1
Lineage: Eukaryota; Fungi; Basidiomycota; Agaricomycetes; Russulales; Stereaceae
Exons: 4
Coding region: 1-603 (200 amino acids)
Source: RefSeq, a predicted model, not a curated record
AUGCUCAAAAAAACUGCCACACCCAAAUCCUUCCAGGAAUUUCGCGACCCCGCCUCUCGUCGUGACGCGUCUGGUCGUCUCGUCUCCGUAGCUAUUGAAAUCGUGGUCAGUGGCACCUCGUCAACAGACCGCCAAGAGCGUAUUUUGGAGGUGGAUUACUUGAUUCCAGUGCCUGAGGGUGUAAAUUGGAGGCCUGGUAUGACGACCAACGAGGCGAAAGCCUUCCUGAAUAACUUUCUUUUGGGACACAUGCAGGACAUUGUCCAUGAUGCAAAACAUAGCCAGAAGUGGCACUGCAAGUAUUGCGAGAAGCCUGCAAGAGAGACGUCCUUGAAUGUCAUUCCUAUCUUUCAGAGCGAAUACUCUAUGCUCUAUCUUCACAAGCCUGCCGACAAGAGAGCCGCGAACUUGCGGAAGGAUUCGGUCAAGAUCCAAGCAUGGGCGAUCCACACCGUCGUACAGCUGAAGACGAGUUUGUUGGUCUGUCAGGUAGCUGUGCGUACUGCGAGGACGACGAAACGGCUAUGGGCGAGAAGGAGUUGGCACGUUGUGCAGGAUGUAGUAUUGUCCGGUAUGUACAAACUUGGAUCUAUACACCUUUAG